UCUCCUAUUGACGUCCUUCGUCCUGAUCGAGACUCUCCGGCAUGUCUUUCAGCACCAGAUCCUACAGCCAGUCCAUCGGCCACAAGACCAUGAGCGUCUACGGUGGAGCAGGAGGGCGUGGCACCCGUGUCUCCUCAUCCCGGAUGAGCGUCGGGCCUUUCCUCAGCCUGGGCAGCACCGAGGGGCUCGACCUGCACGUCGACGCCAACGAGAAGGCCACCCUGCAGAACCUGAACGACCGCCUGGCCUCCUACCUGGAGAAGGUGCACAAGUUGGAGAAGGAGAACCUGCAACUGGAAAAGCAGAUCAGAGAAUGGUACGAGAGCAAAACUGUGACCACCCAUGACUACAGCAACUACUUUGUCACCAUCAAAGAGCUGCAGGACAAGAUCUAUGCUGCCUCCAGGCUCAACGCCAAGACCAUCCUGGACAUCGACAACGCCAAGCUGGCCGCUGAGGAUUUCAAGAUGAAGUAUGAGACCGAGCUGAACAUGAGGCUGGCUGUAGAGGGCGACAUCGCUGGACUCAAGAGGGUGCUGGAUGAAAUGAAUAUGGCCAGAAUGGACCUGGAGCUUCAGUACGAGUCACUGAAGGAUGAGCUCAUCAUGCUGAAGAAGAACCAUGAGGAGGAGCUGGGGCUGCUGAGGAACCAGAUCGGUGGCCAGGUGAAUGUGACUGUGGAUGCUCGUUCCUCUGUAGACCUGAACCAGGUCAUGAGCGAGAUCAGGGAUCACUACGAGGCUCUGACCGCCAAGAAUCGCAAAGACGUGGAGUUGUGGUACCAGAAUAAGAUGUCAGUCGUGGAGGUGGAAGUUAAAGAAAGCUCAGACACUCUGAUGACGCAACAAACAGAGAUUAAAGACCUGAAGUCCACCCUGCAGAGGCUCGAGAUUGAACUGCAGUCCCAGCUGAGCAUGAAAACAUCUUUGGAUGGAACCCUGUCAGAGACUCAGGCCCGCUUCGCCGCACAACUAGCCAAUCUCCAGAUCCAAGUCACAAACAUCGAGGUUCAGUUAACCCAGAUCAACGCCAGCAUCACGUCUCUUGCUCAGGAGUACAGCGUGCUUCUGGACCUGAAGACCCGCCUGGAGAACGAGAUCAAAGAGUACAGGAGGCUGCUCGAUGGAGAAGACGAGAGCUCAAAACACGUGAUCACAAAGGUGAUUACUGUGAAGGAGACCGUCGUUGAUGGAAAGGUUGUUAAAUCCAGCAAGAAUGUUGAUGUGAACGUGGGUCAAGUUCAGUGAAAUGUUGAACCCAUCAGCAAAAUCCAAUAAAAACCUUGCAAUUGAAA
Messenger RNA from Austrofundulus limnaeus, 1294 nucleotides. RefSeq names its product keratin, type I cytoskeletal 13. Gene Ontology annotation, molecular function: structural molecule activity. The coding region runs from base 42 to 1247 and encodes 401 amino acids. Gene Ontology annotation, cellular component: cytoskeleton. The record is from RefSeq and is a predicted model, not a curated record. The transcript is spliced from 8 exons. NCBI's taxonomy places the organism in Eukaryota, Metazoa, Chordata, Actinopteri, Cyprinodontiformes, Rivulidae.